Messenger RNA from Cricetulus griseus (Chinese hamster), 960 nucleotides. NCBI's taxonomy places the organism in Eukaryota, Metazoa, Chordata, Mammalia, Rodentia, Cricetidae. The record is from RefSeq and is a predicted model, not a curated record.
AUGACAAAUAGUUCACUGUUCUGUCCAGUUUACAGAGAUCUGGAACCAUUUACAUAUUUUUUUUACUUAGUUUUCCUCAUUGGAAUCAUUGGAAGCUGUUUUGCAACGUGGGCUUUUAUACAGAAAACCACAAAUCACAGGUGUGUGAGCAUAUACUUAAUUAAUUUGCUCACAGCUGAUUUCCUGCUCACUCUGGCAUUACCCGUAAAAAUUGUUGUUGACUUGGGUGUGGCACCCUGGAAGUUAAGGAUAUUCCACUGCCAAGUAACAGCCUGUCUCAUCUACAUCAAUAUGUACCUAUCUAUUAUCUUCUUAGCCUUUGUCAGCAUUGAUCGAUGUCUUCAGUUAAUACACAGCUGCAAAAUAUACCGAAUACAAGAACCUGGAUUUGCAAAGAUGAUAUCGACGGUCGUGUGGCUCAUGGUCCUUCUUAUAAUGGUGCCCAACAUGUUGAUUCCCAUCAAGGACAUCAAAGAAAAGUCAAACGUAGGUUGCAUGGAAUUUAAAAAGGAGUUUGGAAAGAACUGGCACUUGUUAACAAAUUUCAUAUGUGUAGCAAUAUUUUUAAAUUUCUCAGCUAUCAUUUUGAUAUCCAACUUCCUUGUAAUUAGGCAACUCUAUAGAAACAGAGACGAUGCAAACUAUCCAAAUGUAAAAACGGCUCUAAUCAACAUCCUUCUGGUGACAGCGGGUUACAUCAUAUGCUUUGUUCCUUACCACGCUGUCAGGAUCCCAUAUACCCUCAGCCAGACAGAGGUCAUAUCUGAUUGCUCAACUAGGAUCUCCCUCUUCAAAGCCAAAGAGGCCACGCUGCUCCUGGCUGUGUCCAAUUUGUGUUUUGAUCCAAUCCUGUACUAUCAUCUCUCAAAAGCAUUUCGUCUGAAGGUCACUGAGACUUUUGCCUCACCUAAAAAGACUAAGGCUCAGAAAGAAAAAUCAAGAUGUGAAAAUGAUGUGUAA